Triplophysa rosa is the source of this 1236-nucleotide messenger RNA. Its product is annotated as probable E3 ubiquitin-protein ligase DTX3. The record is from RefSeq and is a predicted model, not a curated record. Bases 38 to 490 code for a protein of 150 amino acids. NCBI's taxonomy places the organism in Eukaryota, Metazoa, Chordata, Actinopteri, Cypriniformes, Nemacheilidae. Gene Ontology annotation, biological process: Notch signaling pathway; protein ubiquitination. The transcript has 3 exons.
UCCGGUACAUGGCUCAAAGGCUGUACGACAGAAUCAGAUGCAGGAGCAUCAAGAAGAGCAGCAUUCAGGAAAAGAGGCCAGAAAAGAUCAGAAUGGCAUCCGUGGCACUGUGAGAUUUUCAGAGAUAUCUUUGAGCAUUCCUGGUUUUGACAGAUACACAACAGCCAAGAUCACAUAUUGCAUACCUGAUGGCAUACAGGGGGAUACCGAUCCAUGUCCCGGGUCAUCAUUCCAGGGUGGUCUGUUUGAGGCCUACCUGCCACUCAGCUCAAAAGGAUGGGCUUUAUUGUGCUGCCUUAAAAAGGCUUUUCAUCAAGGGCUAACUUUUGCUGUAAGUCCAGGCAAGAUUGACGGUGAAGGUGGAAAAGUGACCUGGGGAAAGAUUCCUCACAAGACAAAGAUGGACGGAGGAAAGAGUCUGAAUGGAUAUCCAGACUCAUCAUACCUUAACCACUUAACAGAGAUACUGGUGGCUCAUGGGAUUGAAUGAGUACCUGCGAUUAGUCAAGAUCAAGUCAAAUCCUAAUGGUGAUAUGACUACCACAAGUCUUCAUCCUGACCACACAUAAUUCGUAAAUAGUGCUGUACACAAAGUAAAUGAUUUUCAGUCUGUACACAAAAUCAUUUUGGAUUAGAGAACUGUUAAAGGCAACUAGUAAUCAUUUAGCAUUCAGUAUUUUUAAUAUCAAUUACUUGUGAUUUAUAUUGUAAUGAAUGUGGAAUGAUACUCUUAAAUAUAGUUUUAUUAAUACGUACAGUAUAAAUAACGUUCAACCUCUGUAAAUUCUGCAUCGAUUGAAUGUCUCUUUGAAUACAAAAUCUUAUUUUAGAGUUUGUGUAUUUUAGUCUGUGUAAUUGUAUAGAUGAUUUGUUGAAAAUGUGUUUUUAACCUUCUUCAUUAUACAUGUACAAGAAAACUAUAGUGUUUUGAUGUGUAUUGCCUACUCUGGCUUUUAGUUGUGGUAUUACUGCUGAACUAGUUUGUGUAUAAUUUUGUUGUACAACCUUUCAGUUCAGCAAAGUAAAACGUAUUUUGUUUGUCAGUCAGUUAUCAGCAGUAGAUGGUAGGUUUUUACAUUUUCAACCCAAAUUGUAAGUGGCACUUGCCCAUGCAAACCUUAUUCUGCAAAAGAAUAAAACUUAAGACAGUGAAAACUUGCCCAGUGUGAGUAGUGUUUGUACUGUAAAAUUCACCUCAGUCAACCUAACUUUAUCAGGGUUAUUGAUGCCACAGGA